Messenger RNA from Linum trigynum, 4660 nucleotides. The record is from the annotation of a GenBank genome assembly. NCBI's taxonomy places the organism in Eukaryota, Viridiplantae, Streptophyta, Magnoliopsida, Malpighiales, Linaceae.
AAUUAAUUAAUAAUGAACUUGGUAUAAAUUUACUAAUUUAGUACAAACAAAAGCAAGAAAGUAAACCCAGUAGUGAAUCUCCAAAACAAACAUUAGUUAGAACAAGAGGACAAAAUACUGAUAUGGGUGCAGGCACCUAAUCCUGCUAUUGCUAAUGGUGCUCUUCCUUCCCAGUUCCCACCUUUUAGAAUUCAAAAUAUCUGUUUUUUAUUUCCUACAUUUUCUUUAUUCAGAAAAGAAAGGGGAUAGGAAGAAUAAUUUGCCAACCAAAUAAAAUAAAAAGGAAAGAAUAUGAUUAUUAAGUUAUAUGGUGGAGAUUGCAGCAGAGGCAGAGGAGAGGUAAGGGAGGGGUUCCAUUGCUGAAGAGGAUAUGAGAGGGACAUCCAGCAAUCAGCUUCCGCUGAGAGAUAUGCUGCUAGUCUAGAGAGAGAAUCUAGAUAGAGAAAGAAGCUAACCCAGAUUGGGUGUUUGUGUGAAGAAGGAAGGAAGCAGAAGAAGAAGCAGGGAAGGAGAAGGGUUUAAGAGGAGGGGUUUAGGUCUACCAACUGGUAGUUAAGAGAUUGAAACUCCUUAACCAAAUCCCCAUAAGAAAGAAACUAACAAGUUGUGAGCUUUACCAACAACAACAGCAGCAAGCAACAUAAGGAGGAGAUGGGAGAAUAAGCUCUAGAAGGCUGCUGCUGAAUCCACAAGAAGAAGGGGAAGUCAAGCUGAUUACAGUCUCCACCAACCACCAAGAUAUAGCCUUUUCUUCUUACUCAUCAUCAUAAUUCUAUCUUUCUCUCUCUCUCUCUCUCUGCUUUCACUCUCUAGCUGCUAUUUUCCUUUCAUUCUCAAACUCCGUUUCAACAAACUGUUGAAUGGGGAUUUGAGGCUUGAAGCAACAAAGCCCAACCAAAACUUAGAAAAGAAAGGGGAUCCAGAGGGAUAGAAGGAAGGAAAGAAAGAAAGCUUAGCCUAACCCUCCCACCACCACCACCACCACCACCACCACCACCACCACCACCAUUUCAACAAAAAAGGGCCACACAGAGAUUGCUACAAACAGAAAGCUAUCAUUUGGUAUUCCCCUUUGAGAAAGAAAGGCAAAGAAAGAGAAGAGAGGGAUGCUCACGUGGGGAUUUUUCUAUGGAAUGAUGGAUGGAGAAUAUAUGAUGGGAGGAGAUAAAAGAUCAAAAGUGAGAGGAAGAGACUUAUGAUCCCUCCCCCACAACGAGCAGAAAAGAAGAAAGCGAGAGAAUAGUUCAUUGCCAUCUCCUUUCAAUUAUCACUUCCUAUCUUUUCAGAGGAAAAAGAAGACAAGGGUGGGGGGGAAAAGAAGCAAUUUUUUUGCUUCUUCUAGCCUUUGUUUCUCCCUCUCCUAGAGUGUAUAUUCCUUGAGGAAGGACUUUGUAUAUUGUUAUUUUUGUUGGGUUCUUCUUCUUCUUGUUCUAAGUCAGUGGUGGAUCGAUCGAUGUGUUUGAGGUUUUCCUGUUCCCUGAGGCACCCACAAACCUGUUUACUGGUUUCCAGGUACAAUUUUUUUAUUCAGCCAUUAAAUUAAGCUUCCCUUUUGCUGCCAAAGUUUUCAUCUUUUUGUUUUGCAUUCUUCUUAUCUCUUGGCUGUCUCUUUCUCUCCUCCAUGUGCUUGAUGGAAAGGAAGAGAAGAAGAGGAAGAUGGGUUUUAAGUGGUGGUGACUGUGGUGAUAUCCCAAUAGGGAAAUUGUUAAUUUAUUGGCAACUUUGUGUGUGUUGGAAUGAGCAAAAAUUGAAUAUGCUAUUGUGUUGGGAUUUGCAGAUUCUGGGUUUGUCUUGUUUGUGUUCUUUUGCAGGAGGGUGUUCCUUUUCCUCUUCUUCUUCUUCUUCUUCUUCUUCUUCUUUUUCUAUCUUGGGGUUUGUUUGGGGUUGGUGGAUGCUUCUGUUCUGAAAGUUUUGUUUCCUUGAUAUUCUUUUUUAUUCUUGGGUGGUGUCUUAAGUUACUUAAUGUUGUGUACUAGAUUGGUCAUUUUCCCCCCUCUUUUACCUUGCCUCUUGGGACAACUAGGAACCAGGAGAUGAUGAAGUUGUCAGAGAGACGAAGGUACUAUGAUGUUUGGUUGCUCUUGUGUAACGUCCUUGAUUGGUCCUGUGAACUUAAGCCCUUACUCCACCUCUUGCCUCUUCUGGUUGGGUGAAAAUUGCUGCUUUGGUUACUUCCUCUGCACUGCAAAUGGAAGUUUAAUGUACAGCUGAUGUUCAUUUCAGUUGAGAAGGGGGUGACUACGCGUGCAAUCUGAUUAGAAGAUCUUAACAUAAGAGGGAAAAGGAGAAGCUCAUGAUUUGAAAUAAAAAAAUGGCAACUUACUAUCCCAGUUCCAGCAACGAGAGGGAGGCUGCUGCUACUCCAAUGGUAUAUCUUCCUGGUGCAUAUUCCGAGACUCCAGUUCUUACCGGCAACAUGAUGAUGUACAUGAAUCCCGGGUCAUACUCAGAUGCAUUACCUAACAAUGCUCAGCAGCAAAACAACUGCAUUGAAAUUCAGUCUGUAGAGGGAUCAACAUCAACCCAGCAGCAGCAGCAAGAGAUACUGACGAAUUUUGAUGGAUCACGAGUCGGUGAGCAUGAUUUCAAUGCUUGGAGAGAUGGCAGAAAUGAGAUGCUUGUUAUGCACUCGAUCGCUGGUACUUCUAGCAACAUUCUUCACCAGAAUUUGCAAGGACAAGGCUUGUCUUUGAGCUUGGGGACACAAAUCCCAUCUGGAAUACAAAUGCCUUACCGGAAUGCUAACCCAGGAUUUACAUCAUUCUUAAGUCCCAAUCCAUCAACUGUAGCUGAGAGCCCGACUGGUAGGAAUGAUCAACCAAGGAGUGCUGAGUUUUUGGGACAUGGUGUCUACCUUGGUGGAGGAGUUCAUCAGGAUGCUGGCAAUAAAGGGGAAUAUGCACAGUAUGGAAUGACGAGUAUAGCAAGAACCAUUCCUAAUUCCAAGUAUCUCAAGGCAGCACAACAACUGCUCGAUGAAGUCGUUAAUGUUCGGAAAGCUCUGAGGCACACUGAUAAGGACAAGAGCCAGAAAACAAAUGAGAAUGAUAUGAACAACAGCUCCAAGGAAGGAGACAGUGGAUCAAAGAAUGAUGAAUCUCUGAACAAUUCAGCCAACGAGCUUUCGCAUUCUGAAAGACAGGAGCUGCAGAAUAAGUUGACAAAGCUCUUGUCCAUGCUGGAUGAGGUUGACAGAAGGUACAAGCAGUACUAUCACCAGAUGCAGAUUGUAGUGUCAUCAUUUGACGUCAUAGCAGGCUGUGGGGCUGCCAAACCGUAUACAGCUCUCGCCUUGCAGACCAUAUCUCGCCAUUUCCGGUGCUUGAGGGACACCAUUAACGGACAGAUUAAGUCUGUCAGGAAAAGCUUAGGUGAGCAAGAGACAUCAGAGAAUAGCAAAGGUGUUGCAAUAACACGGCUUCGGUAUGUCGAUCAGCAGCUGAGGCAGCAGAGGGCUCUUCAGCAGCUUGGCAUGAUGCAACAACACACUUGGAGGCCACAGAGGGGACUGCCAGAGAACUCUGUCUCAAUUCUUCGUGCCUGGCUGUUCGAGCAUUUCCUUCAUCCUUAUCCGAAGGAUUCAGACAAGAUUAUGCUGGCUAGGCAGACUGGAUUAACUCGAGGCCAGGUCUCAAAUUGGUUCAUCAAUGCACGAGUACGUCUCUGGAAGCCGAUGGUGGAAGAGAUGUACAAAGAAGAACUCGGCGAUGCAGAGAUGGACUCCAACUCCUCCUCCGAGACGGCUGCUGCCAGAGCACUCUCAAGGGCUGACAUGAGAAGCUCCGAGGACCAAGGUGAAGAAAUGCAGCACCAACAACAAAGUGUGGCCUCAUCUUCCGCGAUAGAACAAGCUAUGGAGAAAACGUCUGAUGAUCAUCAUCAACAUCAUCUUGUUCACGACAUGGAUAUGGUUGGAGGCUCAACCGCGAGGCCCCAAUUCCAAUUCGGCACAACACAUGGGAGGCUUGAUGUCGACAAUUGUGGCCUUUACAAUGAGGCCAUUGGUGGGGGAGGUGGUGAUAGUAGAUUCAUGGCAGCAGCUGCUGCAGCGUACCAGAUGCAGGAAAUGGGGAGGUACGGUGGUGGGAGUGGGGGUGGUGUGUCGUUGACAUUAGGGUUGCAGCAUUGUGAAGGUGGUGGUGGUGGAGGAUUACCAAUAUCCAGUGCAAGCCAUCAUCAUCAUCCUAACCACGGUUUUGUUUCCAUGAGAGGUGAUGAUAUCUAUAGUGCAGCAGCAGCCGCAGCAGCAGCGUCGUCUGUAGGUGGAGAGACGAGCGAGUUUGAAUGUGUAAACCCGGGGAGUAGGCAGCAACACAGGUUCAGUUCCUCACAUUUGUUACAUGAUUUUGUAGCGUGAAAAUGGUCGAAUAAUUGGCUUGUUGAUGGUGAAGAAGGGAAAAGCUUGUGUAUACAAACACUGUUGUAGCAUAUUCAGCAAAGAAGUGGGUGGGGGGGGGGGGGGGGGGGGGGGGGGGUAGAAUAUUUGUAAAGAUACAUAAUUUUUUGGCUGUCUAAAGAAUGUGGGAAGAGUUAAGUGUACAAUUAAGUAGUGUCACAAUUGGGGUUAUUGGUUCCUAUAAAAAAAAAACAAUUGGGGUUAUUGGUGAAAGGGGGAAAACAGAAUACUUUCAUGGUUUUGAAAUAAAGAUUGUUAUGAAUU